GGCGCGCUGGAAGUGCUGCGGGCCGCGGGGGCGCUGGGCGCCGCACCCCCGCGGGCCUACGGCGGGGCCGUCGCGGCCUGCGGGCGGGGCCUUCAGUGGGAGCGGGCGCUGUGGCUGCUGGCGGAGAUGGCGUCGCUGCGCCGCCGGCCCAACGCGGUCGCGUACAACGAGGCGAUGGGCGCCUGCGGGCGCUGCUCGCAGUGGGCGGCGGUGUCGGAGAUGUUGCGCGAGAUGCGCUCCCGUGAAGUCGCCGGCAGCGCGGUGGUGUACAGCACCGCGCUCAGCGCAUACGGUCGGAGCCGGCAGUGGGAGUUGGCGCUGCGGCUGUGGUUCGCGGCUCUCUCGAACGGCCUGCGAGCGGAUGUCGCCUUCUGCAACGCCGCGCUGGCCGCGUGCGAUCGGGGGCGGCAAUGGCAGGCAUCGCUGUGCCUGCUAGCCCAGGCAAUGUCGUCGGGUAUUCCUACCAACGCCCGCACGUUCACGUCGGCCAUCAGCGCGGCCGGGAAGGGCGAGCAGUGGAGUCUCGCAGCACGACUGCUGAAUCUCUCCGCCACGAAGCGCGUCGUGGCGGACGUCGCCCUGUGCAACGCAGCGAUCAGCGCGUGCGAGACGGGGCACCGCUGGGACAGCGCCAUCGCUCUGCUGGCAGGCAUGCCAGCGAGGCGCCCUGAGGCGGACGUGAUCACCUUCAACGCGACGAUCAGCGCGUGCGAGAAGGCGCACAGGUGGCAGGCGGCGGUUUGCCUGGUCGAGGAGAUGCCGGCCCGGCAGCUGCGGCGAGACACCAUCACGCUCAACGCGGUGAUGCUGGCGGCGGACAAAGGGCGGCAGUGGCAGCUUGCCCUGGCGCUGGCCCGAGAGGCGCGGGGCUCGGCGCUGCGCCCAGACCAGCGCACGUUCGCUACGGUGGCGAGCGCGUUCGAGCGGGCGCACAGGUGGAGGGACGCCCUGCUCGCCCUGGCGGACAUGCGGGCGAGCGGGCUGCGCCCCGACGGGGGGCUGGCCAUCGGCGCCCACGACGUGGCCGUCAGCGCCUGCCGCAAGGCGCAGCGGUGGGAGGCCGUGCUCUGCCUGCUGCGCGAGAUGAGGGGCUCGGCCCUGGAGGUCGACGCCACGUCCCGGGGGGCGGAGCUGGCGGCGCUGCUGGACCGCGGGCACGUGGCGGAGGCGCUGGCGCUCUACCGGGAGGCCCCCCUGCCGCCCUGGGCGGACGUCGAGCUGUGGCCAGACGGGCGGCCCGCGCCCGAGCUGGCGCCCGCCGCGCACCACGGACGCUCCGCGGCGGAA
This is a messenger RNA of Prorocentrum cordatum, 1287 nucleotides long. The record is from the annotation of a GenBank genome assembly. NCBI's taxonomy places the organism in Eukaryota, Dinophyceae, Prorocentrales, Prorocentraceae.